CGCGAUGGUAUAAUUUGGACUGUAAACAGGUGGAGCGAUAAAAUUCUUGUUUGUUGGCGGUUGACCAGUAGCGCAGUUCUAGGACAGCUCUUGCGAAGACCAGAAAAUGAAUGCUAUGUUAUUCUCCCUUGUUACCUUUGCAUUGUUGGCCAGCCCUUCUUUGUGUCAAAAUCCAAAAUGGUGUGUCACAUCCCAAGAAGGAAAAAACAAAUGUGAAACACUUGCUGGCCAGCUGAAUAAAAAGUUUUCGUGUGUGGUGGGACAAGAUGAAAAAGACUGUUACAAGAAAAUUGCAUCGAAGGAAGCAGAUUUUGGAGUAUUUGAUGGAGGAAUGAUUUACCAUGCAGGAAAAGACCACGACCUGAAAGCAAUCAUGGCGGAAAAACUUAGUGGGGUCGCCAGCGCAGCCACUGCCUAUUAUGCAGUAGCUGUGGUGAAGGCUGGUAGUGGAUUGGACAUCAACAAUCUCAAGGGAAAGAAGUCUUGUCACACAGGAGUACAGAAAACAUCUGGCUGGCUGAUACCAGUCGGGGCACUUUUGUCGAAGAAAAUCAUGAGCUGGGUGUCCUGCAACCAAUACGCUUCAGUGUCUAAUUAUUUCAGUCAAAGCUGUGCACCAGGUGCAAAUGAUAAGAAGUACAAUCCAGAUUUAACAGGCAAAGACAAGCUGUGCGCACUUUGUUCUGGAAGUGGAGCUGACAAGUGCUCAAGAAGUAGCAAAGAGCCGUAUUACUCUUACGAUGGAGCAUUCAAGUGCCUUAAAGAUGGCGGAGGAGAUGUUGCAUUCAUUAAAGCAUCAAUUGUCACGUCUCUUUCAACUUCGGAGCAAGCAAAAUACAAACUGCUUUGUCUAGAUGGAACAGUUAAAGAUCCAAAGGAUUUCGCUUCCUGCAACUUGGCCCGUGUCUCUUCACACGCGGUUUUAGCGCGUGUAGAUGCGCCAAUAGCUAGCUAUCAGAGCCUGUUGAAAGAAAUUGACACCAAGCUUCAAGAGAAAACCGGUUCUUCUCUCAAGUAUGACGGAACACUGUUUUCGAAAAACACCAUUGGGUUGGAAGUUGUGGCAACAGCCAACCAGUCUUACGACAAAUACCUGGACCAAAAGUACAUCAACGACAUUUCAGCUUUGGACCAUUGCGCAAAGUGGUGCGUUACAUCGAAGGAUGCCUUGGACCAGUGCAAUAAAAUAAAGACCGGUACUCCUGGUAACCCAAUAUACUGCCUCCAAGGGUCGAGUGAAAAAGAUUGCUACACAAAGAUUGCUGCAAAGCAGGCUGACAUCGGAAUGUUUGAUGGAGGUUCAAUUUAUCAUGCAGGGAUGGAACAUAAUCUUUCAGUGAUAGUUUCUGAGCAACUUAAUACCAGCUCCGAAUCAGAAACGGCUUAUUAUGCAAUAGCAGUUGUGAAUGCUAACAGUAAGCUGACAAUUAAAACACUCAAGGGUAAAAAAUCGUGCCAUACUGGUGUUAAAAAGACUUCAGGAUGGAUUGUUCCAGUUGGCCAUUUGCUCAGCAACAAUAUGAUGAGUAUGCCAGCUGAUUGUGAUGAAUACGGGGCUGUCUCAAAUUAUUUCAGCCUAAGUUGCGCUCCUGGUGCUAACGACCCCAAAUACAACAGCAUGAAAACAGGUGCUGAAAAACUUUGCUCUUUAUGCGCUGGUACUGGCUCAAACAAAUGUGCAAGGAAUGAAAAUGAACCUUAUUAUGGCUACGGAGGAGCAUUCAAAUGUUUGAAGGAUGGCAAAGGGGAGGUUGCAUUCAUUAAGCAAGGAAUUAUUCCAAGCGCCGAUGAAGCCCAGUACAGAUUACUGUGCACCAAUGGAACAACCAAAGAACCGAAGGACUACAUAACCUGCAAUCUAGCUCGUGUGCCAUCGCACGCAGUUCUUGCCAGACCAGACGCACCAAUCAAACAGUACCAGACUAUUAUACAACAAGCAAAAACAGCUCUUGGAAGCGACAUGUACUCACCCCCUGGUAAACUGUUCUCUAAAGACACCAAUGAUCUUGUCAAUGUCCCAUCGAGCAAGCGAACAUACAGCAGCUAUCUUGACAAGGCGUACAUGAAGGACAUUGUACAAGUGGACUCCUGUGUCAAAUCACACGCCUUUGCACCAAGAUUCAGCUCUCUGUCGCAGUGUACAACUUCUCCAAGAUGGUGUGCACAGAGCAAUGACGCCUAUGCGAAAUGCCAACAGAUUAGCAGCAAAUACCCUGGGCAAAUAACGUGUAUCUUGGGGAAAGGAGAAAAUGACUGCUGUCGAAAAAUUGCUCAAGGAGCAGCUGACUUGUCGUCAUUUUCUGGAAGGGCGGUUUACCAAGCUGGCAAAAAUUAUGGUUUGCAAGUUAUUAUGUCUGAAAGGCAUCAACAUCUGACAGCAAGUGGCAAGAAGUAUUUCGCUGUUGCAGUCGCUAAAAAAUCGAGUAACCUAACAUAUGGCACGUUAAAGGGUGCCAAAUCGUGUCAUACCGGAGUUCAGAAAUCUUCGGGCUGGAUUUUACCAGUUGGCAACUUGCUGAGCUCGAAUAUGAUGGCAUGUGUGCAUAGUAAUCAGUAUGCCUCUGUUGCUGCUUUUUUCACUGCAAGCUGCGCACCAGGAGCUGCAAACAGAAAAUACAACAAGCAGCUUUAUGGCGUAAAUACUCUCUGUUCCUUAUGCACUGGCUCAGGGGCUGCAAAAUGUGCACGAGAUAAACGGGAGCCAUAUUACGGCUACGAAGGAGCAUUCGCGUGUUUGAAAGAUGGUGAAGGAGACGUAGCCUUUUUGAAAGAGUCAAUGCUUACGUCACUGAGGCCGGUUGAUCAAGCUAAAUAUAAACUGUUGUGCAAGGACAAUACUGUUGCAGAUCCCAAGGACUACCUAAGUUGCAAUUUAGCUGGAGCCCCAGCUAACGCUGUUCUAACAAGAUCGGAUGCUUCUGAGAAUGCGAUUUGGGGAUAUCAAAUUCUGCUAGAAAGAGCUGCUACAAAGUUUUAUCAUCCACAUUUCAGCCCGAAAAUCCACAUAUUCGAUGGGAAGUUUUUUUCGGUAUCUGCAAUUGGUCUGGAUAGAGUACCCAGAUCAAAGAGAUCCUAUAUUUCAUAUCUUGGAGAGAGCUAUGUUAAGGCUGUGUCGGCUUUGGAUGCCUGCAAUUGAAAAUGCUUCCAGGCGGCGAGCUGUUGGAAUCGUAGAGUCAAUACGACCGACUGCUAGGCUACUAGUUGGAGAUUUUUAGAUCACAAAGAUAAGCUUAGUUUGCAAGACCUAGUGACAAAAGAAUGAUCCAAAAAGUUAAACUUCAAUCACACAUCGUCGAUAUUGAUUCAUCAAUUCCCAGAUUUAUUUACAUAAAGGGAUUGGACGUAGCAAAAACAGCUUUUGUAAGUAUAUUCCGUCGCCAGUAUCUUUCCUCUUGGCUUCUUGAGCUCAUGUUAGAAGACUUUAGUUUAAGGAAAUACUCUGUACUAUGUAGGAAAGUACGAAUAUGGAACGAAUACAUAAGAGUAAGAUACAUUAGAAUUGACGAGAUGCGUUUUGCUAUAGGAGGAGCAGUAACAUUUCAGAGAAGCAGCAAAUGACUUAUAUAUUCUGGUUUGCAUACGACGAGAACUGGCAUUGAAAUUUGUAAGCUUUUGUAAAACUUAUUUUGUGUAUUUGAAGCAUUGAAGAAAUUUUUGUAUCAUAUUUCUAUGUUGGUAAAAUGAUGAA
Molecule: messenger RNA, 3688 nt
Organism: Rhopilema esculentum
Lineage: Eukaryota; Metazoa; Cnidaria; Scyphozoa; Rhizostomeae; Rhizostomatidae
Product: melanotransferrin
Biological process (GO): iron ion transport
Cellular component (GO): recycling endosome; plasma membrane; extracellular region
Source: RefSeq, a predicted model, not a curated record